Messenger RNA from Funneliformis mosseae, 672 nucleotides. Lineage: Eukaryota; Fungi; Glomeromycota; Glomeromycetes; Glomerales; Glomeraceae. The record is from the annotation of a GenBank genome assembly.
AUGACUAGGUCAUCAAAUUACCAAUCAAAGAUAGAAUGUAUCUCGGAUGCUUGGAGUGUCUACAUCAUUUACAACGAUGAUAAGUCAAAAGUUUACGUUGGAACCACCCGAGACCUUAAGGACCGACUUCAGAAACACAACAUUUUAGAAAAUGAAGUUUGGUCUCCAGUGUUUGCCAUCACAGGAUUCCACAAUAACAAAGAAGCACUAGAUUUUGAGACGAAUGUAAGAGCUUUGGCCAGAAAAAGGGAAUUCACCGAAUAUGCCACAUUAUAUCCUGGCGCAUGUCCUCCUUUGGUAUUAAAGCGUGUCCUUGCCAUUAGAUGUUUGUUGUGUGAAUAUGAUUUUUGUUGGAGAGCUCCAAGAGGAAAAAAACGCCGUUAUGUGUUACAUUGGGGAAGUUUUAUGAUUAGAGACCGAAGACAAACAGAAACGUUGAAAAAUUGCCCUUGGGCAAGGAUUGGAAGAUUUGUAAAACAUAUGGAAUUGGAUUUAAGCGAAGAUAGCCCUCCCGCAUCUGAAACCGAAUCUUCGAACGUUUCUGUCACUUCUUCGCCCGAACACAGCUCUAGAAAGCGAAAAGUUGUUGAUGAGGAUGAUGUCGAUAACACUGAUCAAGAAGAAUCAGACAGCAACGUUGAAGUUACUAAAUGUGAUAAUGAAGACUCUUAA